UUCAAUGCUGUUUAGUCGUUUAGUUACUGCAGUGCCAAGCGGUCGUAAAGGCAUAGUUGAGGAUCGGUUUGUUGUGUUCUUGUAUGUGGAAAGGGAGCGAAGGCCAUAAUUGGCGUAAUAAAUUCAAAAAACAGAAAAUUUAUUAUUAUUUUGUUACUAUAUUGCACUAAUUAAUUACUCGUCUCAACGGUACCUUGCGCUGUCAACAAAAAUUUAACAAUAAAAAUACAGCGCCAUGACUUGUGCAACGUCCACAGUGAAAUUUUUAGCCUUUCUAAUGAAUGUGCUCUGCUGUAUAGCGGGCGCUUUCAUGUUAUCGGCCAGCGCUUACUCCUUGGUGCAAUUCGACGCCAGCGAAUCCAUUAAGAUACCCUGUAUUAUGGGCGUGGUGUUGGGCGGUUUGCUCUUCGCCACCACCAUAGUGGGCUGCUGUGGCGCCAUACGCGAGUCGCCACACACUAUUUUGGUUUAUGCCAUCUUUUUGCUGCUGCUGCUGCUCGCACAAAUCGCCGUCAUCUUCGCGCUACCCAUAGACUUCUCCAAAUUAGCCGAGGAGACGAUACAGAAUGCUUGGAAUCGGCAGAUGAGCGAUGACGCCAUGGAUAAUUAUCAAAUUAGAUACGAGUGUUGUGGCAAAAAUGGACCCAACGAUUACAUCGACAGUGGUCUAUCCAUACCUACGAGCUGUUAUCUCAACCGCAAGACAUCCAUUCCAAAUGAUCUCUACACAGCUGGUUGCGUAGGGAAGUUAACUCAAGCCUUUGCUAACGGAUCACGUAUUGAAAUAAUCAGCGAUUGGACGUUGGUGGGCGUGGAGGGUGUUACCAUAAUUGUCGCAUGCAUUCUGGGCAUCAAUUUCAAAAACGUGGAAAGAAGGCGCUAUUACUAGUAGAUUAUUACUUAAACUGCAUAAAUUUCAUACCAAAGUAUUAGGCAUUACAAAAACCUUAUCCACCUCAGUCGGGUCUAAACCACUAGAACGGUCACGGAUUAUUAUUCGGCCAAGGACCAUUCCUGGAAAUUACUUCAGCAAUAUUUUCUGCCGCUACAACAACAACAAAAACAGCAACAUUAGAAAAACAUAUGUUAAUACUGUGUUGAGUGCAAAUAAUUAAUUUUUAGUACUCAGCAGCUUCUAUUUGAAUAAAAUUUUUUCAAAUUUGUUUUGUGAA
Messenger RNA from Bactrocera tryoni, 1172 nucleotides. Its product is annotated as protein late bloomer. The record is from RefSeq and is a predicted model, not a curated record. Lineage: Eukaryota; Metazoa; Arthropoda; Insecta; Diptera; Tephritidae. The coding region runs from base 236 to 889 and encodes 217 amino acids. The transcript is spliced from 6 exons. Gene Ontology annotation, cellular component: membrane.